This is a messenger RNA of Hansenula ciferrii, 10701 nucleotides long. It is a transcript of the gene NUM1, whose product is annotated as Num1p. Lineage: Eukaryota; Fungi; Ascomycota; Saccharomycetes; Phaffomycetales; Wickerhamomycetaceae. Gene Ontology annotation, biological process: establishment of mitochondrion localization; maintenance of protein location in cell cortex; microtubule cytoskeleton organization. The transcript has a single exon. Bases 1 to 10701 code for a protein of 3566 amino acids. Gene Ontology annotation, cellular component: mitochondrion; cell cortex. Gene Ontology annotation, molecular function: tubulin binding; phospholipid binding. The record is from RefSeq and is a predicted model, not a curated record.
AUGUCGUCUUCAGAUCAAAACUUGAAGUCUCAGCUAUCUGAUCUACAGAAACGGCUAUCACAAUCUACGUUAAAUUCUCCAAAAAGGCCUACUGCUAGAAAUGAGCAAUCAGAACAACAAACUGAUCAUCAUGAUAUUAAUGACCCAAGAAGAGUUGCGGAGGAACCUUCUAAGAAAGGUUUAUCCAAUUUCUUAGGUAAAAAAGAUAAAAGAAUUUCAUUACCAGUGUUUGAUAAUUCUUCAAGAUCUUUAUCAUCUCAAACAAAAAGUGGAGGUAAAGAUUUAGAUUUUGUUGUUGGUUUAAGUGAUAACUUACUAUUAGAAUGUAGAAGAUUACAAGCUGAAAAUCAACAUAAAUCACAAAAAUUGAAAAGUGUUGAACAUGAAAUUGAAAAAAUGAGAAAUAUUAAUGGCUCACUAUUAGCUAGAUUAAACGAAGCUUUACAAAAUGAAGAAAAAUAUAAAGAUACCAACUGGGAACUUGAGGCAAAAUUACAACAAGUUUCACAAGAUUUCAAAUUAGUUACUGAUAAUUUCAAUAAAGCACAAUCUGAAUUGAAUAAACAAUUAGAACUGUCUCAUGAUAUUAGAUCUGAAUUAGAUGAAUCCAAUAUGAAUAAAGCUACAUUAGAGCGUGAUUUCUCUUCAAAUCAACUUACGAAUACAAAUCAAAUUCAAGAUCUUAAAUCACACAUUGAUGAAUUAAAUGAUGAAAAUUAUAAGUUGAAUGAUGAAAUUGAUGAGCUAAGAAAGAAAUUAGAGGAAUCUGAAAAGAAACCAGCUGAACCUGUCUUAACAAAGAUCCCAGAUCUUAGACCAAUGGAUGAUGAAUCAUCAGAUGAAGAAUUUAAAGAACCACCAGUUUCACCAGUCAAAACUAUACCCGUUAAUAAUACUGCUCUGGAAUCAGAAACUUUAAGAGGAUCAUUAACUCAAGCACAUCAUACAAUUGCUAAAUUAAGAGCUCAAAUAUUGAAAUUAAGAUCAAAUGAAUUAUCAAGUAAACAAAAUUCACCAGUUGCUUCCAAGAAAUCACAAAAUCCAUUACCUAAAAAAUCCAUUAGAAGUUUGAAUGAACCUGGUAAUAGAUCUUUCCAUGUUCUAAAACCUUCAUCAAACAGAAGCUCAAAGAACAUCUACGAAGAUUCAAUGGAUGCAUCUGAUUUUGAUGAUGAUUGGGAAAACUUUGAAGGUGAUACGUCUAGAUCAAUUGGUGCAUCUCCAACUGCUAAACGUUCAAGACCAAUUUCAUAUACACAAGACCUUAUCGAAGAUACUGAUUCUGAUUUUGAUGAAGAUGAAUUAAAAGAUGUUGCACCAUUAUCAUCAGAAUUGAAAGUGCUCUCUGAAGAAGAUGUUGAAAGAUAUGCAGAAGAAAAUGGUCUUGUAAUUUUACCUGGUGAUCAAUAUUCAAAACUUAUAGGUCAAGAUUUAACCACUGAUGCUAUUGUUACACCUGCAAAGAAAUUUGGUUUUGUUUCAUUACCAAAUGAUGAUCCUGUCGCUAAAGAAAUAUCAAGAGAAGCUGAUUUACAUAAAUUUGCUGAAUCUAAAGGAUUGAUUAUUUUGAGCAAGAAGGAACUAGCUCUUAAAGAAGAAGCAUUGGCUUCAGGUGCUAAACAAAUCACUGACCUGGUUGGUCAAGUUUCUGAUUUAAGAUAUUCCAAAGAACAAUAUGCUAAAGAUGUUGCUGAUUUCAAGAAGAAAUUGGAGGAAGCAGCCAUUGAAACUGCAAAUAUUGAAAAAGAAAGAACUUCAUUACGUGAGAAAGUUAAGAAUCCAAGCAGAGAUUUCAUCACAAAUAAUGCAUCAACAUUAGGAUUACAUACUUUACCGGUUGUUGAAUUUAAGACAUUGACUGAUAAUUUAUCUCAUUACAAAUCAAUUCAUGAAGAUCCAAGUCAUGAUUUCUUGUUAGAAAAAGCACAAUCUAAAAACUUGAGAUUACUUCCUGAGGAUGAUCAUUCAAGUUUGUUAUUAAAAAUUAAAACAUUCGAAUCAAAACUUUCAUCUAAAGAAAAGGAGGUAUCAGAUCUUGAAGUUAAGUUUACCAACGCCAGAGAACAAUUGAGAAAUCAAGAAUCAAAAUCAUCAGCAAAAAUAGAUGAAUUAGAACAACAAAUCGCUUCUGUUUCGAAAGAACGUGGUAAUUUGAAAGAUAAUAUCAAGUCUUUAGAAUCCAAGUUAGAAGAAUAUCAAUCAAAUAAUAAAGAGUUACAGUCAAGAAUUGAAGAACUAGAACGCGAAUCUAAAAAUGCAGUUAAAGAAAGAGAUACUUUGUCUUCAUCUGUUAAGGAAUCUGAAUCUAUCGUUCAACAAUUGAGAUCUACUAUUGGUGUCACAACCAAAGAUAAAGAAACUCUUGAAUUAACUACCAAAGAAUUGAAAUCUUCCAUUGAAGGGUUCGAAGCCAAGAUUCAACAAUUAGAAUCAGAUAAGAGCUCUCUUUCUGAGACCGUUGAGAAAUCUGAAAUUAAGAUCAAAGAAUUAGAAUCUUCCAUCCAAAAAUCUGAAACUGAAAAGAAAGUUCUUUUAACAACUAUUGGAGAAGCUGACUUGAAGGUUAAAGACCUGAACAACAAAAUCCAAGGGCUGGAAUCCGAAAAGAAAGAACUUUCUUCGGUAAUUGAACGUGCAGAACUAAAGACUGAAGAUUUGAGCACCAAAAUACAAGUCUUUGAAUCCGAAAAGAAAGAUCUUUCAACAACCAUUGAACAAUCAGAGUUAAAGAUCAAAGAGCUAGAAGCCAAAUUAGAAGCCAAUUUAGAUAACACAAAUACCCUUUCUUCAACUAUUAAACAACUUGAAACUGAUCUCAAAGCUGCAAAAGAUGAACAUACAUCUGUAUCAUCUAAAUCCAAAGAACUUUCAACUACACUAGCAUCGUUGCAAUCAUCAUAUGAUGAACCAGAUCAUGAUUAUAUUGCUCAGAAAGCCACUUCAAGAGGUUUCAAAUUAUUGAACAUUGAUGAACAUGAUAAGCAGAUCUCUGACUAUGACUCAACCGUUACCAGCUUGAAAUCAGAAGUCGCUAAAUUGGAGACCAGUAUUGGUGAUUUAGAAAAACAAGUCAGUACAAAGACUGCCGAAAUAUCAUCAUUAUCAGAGAAAUCUAAAGGCUUACAAAGAUCUAUUGAUGAUCCAUCAACCGAAUAUAUCAAUGAAAAAGCUUCUGGUAAAGGUUUCAAGGUUUUACAAGCUGUUGAACAUGAAAGACAUUUGAAUGAAUUAAACAAUUCAAUUGAAUCAUUGAAAGUCAAACUUGCUUCAGAAUCUUCAAAAUCUGAAAAGAAAUCUGAAAUUGCCAAUAAGUUGAUCACUGAAUUAAAAGAAAAAGUUGAUUCUCUAGAAGCUGAACACAAAGAACUGGUUAAAAAUAAUGCUAACCUUCAAGAUGAACUAGAACGUGCCACUGGUGAAUUAUCAAUUAUGAAAUCUCAAGUGGAAAAUCCAACUCAUGAAUAUUUAUCUGAUAAGUCAAGUAAACAAGGGUUAUCUGUUCUUCCAAAGCUUGCUCAUGUUAGUUUAUUAGAGAAGGCUGGUAAAUCCGUUCAUGAUUUGGCAAAAGAAGAAGAUUUUAUCGUUUUGAAACAAGAUGAUCAUGAUAAACUGAAAUUAUUAGCUAAUGAACCAACAUUGGAUCAUCUAUCUUCAAAAGCUGAAAUCCACAAACAUAAGCUUGUACCAGUUAAAGAAUUAGAUGAUUUGAAUAAAAGAGCAAAUACCACGAUUGAAGAACAUGCAGAUGCUAAAGGUGUUACACUUGUUCCAAAUAAUGAAUAUAAAGCACUACAAGAAGAAAUAUCCAAUCCUUCUCUUGAUGCUCUACAUAAUCACUUGAAAACUCGUAAGCAUGUUGCUUUAUCUGAGGAUAACCUAAAAGACUUGAAUGAGAAGGCAAAUAAGACUGUUGAGAUUUUAGCUAAAGAACAAAACUUGGUGUUAUUGGGUAAAGAUGAACAUACAGAACUUCUUAGAAAAGUUCAAGAUCCUACGGUUGAUGAAUUGAAAAACUUCGCCGAAAGUAAUAACCAUGUUUUGAUACCACUGGAUGAACACCAAUCAUUAGUUUCCAAAUUUAACAAAUCAAUUGACGAGUUAGCUUCUGAAAAUGAUCAAAUUGUUGUAUCUAGAGAUGAUCACAAAGAGCUUACUAGAAAAUCAACUAAACCAUCAAUUGAAGAGCUUCUAGGAUUCUCUGCUGCUGCUGGAUAUGUUGCUUUACACGGUGAUAAACACAAAGAGCUCGUCAAUAAAUCAGAAAGAUCUGUUCAUGAUUUAGCAAGAGAAUCAGACCAUAUUGCAUUGACUAAUAAGGAACAUCAAGAAUUGUUGAACUCCAUUAAUUCACCUUCUGUUGAGUACCUGUCUUCUAAAGGUUCUGCUGUUGGGUAUGCAUUAGUUAAAGAUGAUGAGUUAAGAGAUAUCACAUAUCGUGCCAAUAAAACUAUAAAUGAUCUUGCAACAGAGCAAAAGAAGGUUGUUUUAUCGGAAGAGGAUCAUGGCGCUUUGGUAAAUCCUCCAAUUAAUAUCUUGACUAAGAAGGCUAAGAAUCUUGGAUACGUUACUGUUCAAAAAUCAGAUUAUGAUAGUUUGGUUAGCUUAUCAAAAUCACCAAGUUUAGACUUUAUAACAUCAAAAGCUAAGGGAUUAGGAUAUAGUGUUGUUGAUUCUGAUGAUUAUGACACAUUGGUAAAAAUCAAUGACUCGCCAUCGAAAGACUUCAUCCGUCAAAAAGCUACAAAUCUAGGUUUGAUUGCAGUUCCAUUGGUAGACUAUAAUGGGUUGAAAGAAGAAGCUGCUAAAUUGAAGAAGGAUUUUGCUGAUAAGAGUUUAUUAACUGAAAAACUUACAUCAGAUGGGUCUGUCGUUUUGAAGCAAGAAGAUUAUGACAUCCUUGUUACCAAAGCUAACACAUCACUGGAUGACCUUGCAGCUAAAGAAAAUAAGGUUGUUAUUCCAAAAGAAGAUCACGAAUUGUUGCUCAGCCCUUCAACUGAUACCAUUUCCACACAUGCUGCUAGACAUGGCUUACUUGCUGUUCCUAAAGAUACACACCGUGCAUUAGUUUUCAACAACGAGACUCCAUCAUUGGAUCACUUGACUUCAAAGGCAUUAGCUCAUGAUCAUUUGGUUAUAUCGAAAUCUGAUUAUGAAGAUCUUGAAAAGUCAUACAAAUCACCUUCCUUAGAGUAUUUGACAGAGAAAGCCAAAAAUAAUGGAGCCGUGUUGGUACCAUCAGUAGAACAUCAUGAAUUAAAGGUAAAAUUUGAGAAAACUAUAGAUGAUCUAGCAAAGGAGGAUAAUAAAGUCGUUCUGGAUCAAAAAGCUCAUGAAGCUUUAUUGAAUCCAUCUAUUAGUACUGUUAGAGAUUAUGCCGAACGCUCUGGUCUCGUUACUUCAACAAAAGAUGAGCAUGAAGCUUUAUUAUCUUCACUUGAGUCUCCAUCAUUAGACUUUUUACAUAAAAAAGUUCAAAAUCAUUCACAUGUCAUUCUUCCUGAUGAAGAAGCUAGAGAACUUCGUGAACAUAAAAGUACUCCCUCAAAAGAAUUUUUAACUUCAAACCUUGCCAUCUUUGGCUUAGUUGCUGUUGCUAAAGAAGAAUAUCACUUAUUGAAGGAAAAAGCUUCCAAAUCAGUGCAAGAGUUGGCCUCAGAAUCAGGAUUUACUACUGUCACUGUUGAUGAUUACAAACGUCUAAUCGAUCCAACCAAAGAAACCUUAAAAGAAAAGGCAGACGAAAGAGAUAUGGUGCUAUUAGAACAAAAGGAAUAUGAUCAAUUGUUGAAUCCAUCAAAAGACAAACUAUCUAAUAAAGCCUCAGAACUUGGAUUGAGUUUGAUACCUACACAAGAGCUAGAAACUUUAUCUAAAAAUGCAAAUAAGACAAUUGAUGACCUUGCUGUUGAGCACAAUAAAGUGUUAUUAACACCAGAAGUCCAUGAUGCUCUCAAAAGUCCAUCAAAUGAUACUAUUGUCAAAUUUGCUUCGGCUGCCGGUCUUGUUGCUAUCACGAAUAAAGCAUUUGAUGAAUUAAACUCACCAAGUAUUGACAAACUAAGAGAGUUAUCAGCUGCUAACAAACUUCAAUUGAUUCCAAAAGAUGAAUUCGAACAUCUAUCAGUAAAAUCUGCUAGAACUAUUGACGAUUUAGCUAAAGAAUCCAAUAGUGUCGUUCUCACCAAAGAAGACCAUGCGUCUUUAGAAAAUCCAAGCAAAGACUCUAUUGUUGCACAUGCUGCUAAACAUGGACUAGUCACUUUAGAAUCUGAUGAUCAUAAUGCUUUAUUACAUCCAUCAAAAGAUAUACUAUCAGUACAUGCUCACCGUGAGGGUUUGAAAAUCAUUCCAACAGAUGAAUUUGAGUUAUUGGUUAAUCCUAAUAAAGAUUCAAUUAUCAAGAAAGCGCAUGAACAUGGUUUAAUUGCUAUAGAAAAGGAUGUUUUUGAUGACUUGAAACAUAAUGCAGAAUCACCUAGUGUUGGUCAUGUUACUGAAAAAGCACACGAUCUUGGAUUUGUUGUGUUAUUGUCAGAUGAAUAUGAUGGCCUCAAAUCAUUAGCCAAUAUGCCACCGUUAGAUCAUAUUACUCAAAAAGCAACAGAGUAUAAUAUGAAAGUUGUUCCUAAUAGUGAUUAUGAAAAACUACAGGAAUUAGCCCAUUCUCCAGAUUUGGAACAUUUGACCUCCAAGAGUAGAGAUUUAGGAUUACAAGUCCUCCCUGUUGAUGAGCAUAAAAAAUUACUCGGUCUUUCACAGUCACCACCUGUUGAUCACUUGAUUGAAAAAGCUGGAUCAUUAGGCUUUACAUUAUUAACCUCAGAAGAUCAUAAGAAGUUAAGAAAUGUUAGUGAAAAUCCUAGCCGUGAUUUCAUUUCAACCAAUGCUGAAAAAUCAGGAUUAGUAUUGAUUGAAAAAGAGAAGCUAGAGAAAUUAAGUGAUAUAAAUUCAGCUUCAAUCACUUUGAUAGAACCCCGUGCUACAGAAUUGAGAUAUCUUGUUGUAAAGAAAGAUAAAUUAUCAGAUGUUGUACAUAACUACUUGAGUGAAAAUGAUUUGGUUUCUUUGAAUCAGGAAGAAUUUGCUAAACUCAGUGAACUUGAGAAACUUCCGAUUGAUACAAUUGCACCUCGUGCUACUGAAUUGGGAUAUAUGCUUGUUGAACAAAGCAAAUUGUCGGAGUUUACUGAUAAAUAUUUGACAGAGAAUGAUUUGGUUUCUUUGAACAAAGAGGAAUUCGCCAAGCUCAGUGAUAUUGAGAAACUUCCUAUAGAAAAAAUUGCACCUCGUGCUACAGCAUUGGGGUUUUUGAUGGUAGAAGAGAAGAAACUUGCUGAUUUUGUCUUCCACUACUUAGAACAACACAAGCUAGCGCAUAUUUCUGAAAAAGAUUUAUCAGAGAUGAGAAAUAUAAACUCUGUGGAAAUCAGCGAAAUAACACCUCGUGCUACAUCAUUGGGAUAUUUGGUCAUUGAACAAAAGGAACUGAAUGAGUUCAUUAAUAGUUACUUAGAAGAGCAUAAUUUGGCUAAUAUAUCUAAGGAUGACUUGUCAAAAUUGAAGCAAGUUGAUUGUCUAACAGUUAAUGAAAUCACUUCCCGUGCCAAAGAUCUUGGAUUUGUCGUUGUUGAUACUACCGAAUAUGACAAAAUCACCAAGGAUAUUACCAAAGAAGAUGUGAUUUCUCAUGCUGAUAAAUUUGGUCUAAAAUCUAUACCUCAUGAUACUUAUCAUAGACUCGCUAACCCUGAAGAGGAUGACUUGAAGUUACAUGCUGAAUCAAGAGAUCUCACUGUCAUUCCGCGUUCAGAUUAUAACACAUUAUUAGCUCAAGUUGAACAACCUGAUAAGGCCUUCCUUGAAGCGCAUGCUGCUACACAUGGAUUGAUUUUGAUUACCCAAAAGGAAUAUCAAGGUUUGAAUGAUGCCAUCAAUAAAGUUUCCAAGAGUGACUUGGAACAAAAGGCGAAAUCUAUUGGCCAUGUUCUUGUACCACUUGAGGAAUUUGAGCAGAUGAAGAAGAUCGAUGAAGAAGAAGAAGCCAGUAGAACACCAACAACCCCAAUCAGUAAGGUUGCCCAAAACAAGGACUACUUUGAAAAGAUAACACAAAGUACCGAGAAGGAUCGCCAAAGAGCUAAAGUAUUUGAAUCUGCUAGAGGUCUUGGAUUUGUUCCGGUUGCUGCUGAUGAAUAUAAACAAUUAUUGGAGCAUCAAAAGGAUUAUGUUUUGACUAAAUCCGAUAUUUACAAAGGUGCUAAGGAAUUCAACCUUUCAGUGUUGCCUACAGAUGAAUAUAAGAGCUUGUUGAAGAAGCGCUCAAAUAGAGAUAGUAUCACAUAUGAUGAUUUACAAGCCAUUGCACAACGCUUGAACUUGAAUAUCACUUCACAUGGUGAUGAGGCUAAUUCAAGAUCAGUUCAUCCACUGACAUUACAAUCAAAUGAAUCUAUUUCCACAUUCACCUCAACAAUCAACGAAAGUGAAUUCACAGAUGCCUUGGAACGUAUUCCAUCAAAUGCUUCAACAAUUCGUGAUUUGCAUGCGAGAUCUAUUUCUGAAGACGAGCUUAGAGAUCAAGCUAACCUCUUGGGUCUUGCUCUGGUUCCAAUCAAUCAAUCAUUUGCCGAUGAAGCAGUGCCUGACUUAACACACGAAGGUGAAAAUGAUGAAGGUGACCAAGAUGAUGAAGAUCAAGAAAAUGAUACGAUUGUUGAUGGAAGUUUUAUUCCUUCUAAUAGAGAUGCCAUUUCAAGAGCUGCUGGUGAUUUGGGAUUAGUUGUCAUUGAACAAGAUGAAUUUGACCUCUUGCAAAAUAGAGAGCUUACAGAAGAUGACUUGAAACUACACGCGGAUAAACUGGGAUUGAAUAUUAUUGAUAAUGAUAAACUACAUGUAUUGGAAAAAUUACAACGUCCAGAUGAAUCACACAUUCGUGAAGCUUCAAAAGGAUUAGGUUUGUUAACAUUCACUAAGGCCGAAGUUCAAGAUUUAGAAGAGAAAGCUAAAUCAAGUGUUAAUCCAACCGAUCUGAUAACACAGGAUAAUGUUCAAGAAUAUGCCAACUCUCUGGGUCUAAUUCUUUUAACCAGAGAAAGAUUUGAUAAGUUAGUUGAAACUUCGAUCACAAGUAAAACUGAUUUUAUUGAUAAAGCUGCUGAUUUUGAAUUAGUCGCUUUAGAUAAAGAUGUAUACCAAUCACUUACUGAGAAAACCACCAAAGGUAAUGGGUUAUCACAAGCGGCUAUCGUUGCUGGUGCUUCAGCUUUAGGAUUAUCUGUUUUGUCCUCAGAUGAACUUGCCACUCGUGCAACCACUAAAGAAUCAACUAAAGAAUCUGUGGUUUCAGAUGCUGAUAAAUUUGGUCUUAAGGUCAUUAGCUUGGAAGAAUAUAAUUCUUUGGUAUCUGCUUCUAAGAAGACGCCUGAGGAGUCAGAUUUAGAAAAUUAUGCAUCUGAGCAUGGAUUUGUCUUUAUCCCAGAAGUGGAGUUACAAGCUAUAAAAGACAAAGCAACCCAAAAAGUUUCAAAAGAAGAUAUUGUUGAGAAGAGUCCAGAUUUUGAUUUAGUAACUCUUUCUGUGGCUGAUUUCAAACAAUUGAAGGCAGCUUCAGAUGCGAAUGCCACUCCAUUACUUUCGAAAUCAGAUGUUGUUUCAAGAGCUACAGAAUACGAUUUGGUUGCUGUUUCCAAGGAAGAGCUUGAAGUAUUGAGAAAUAAGGCAGGUAUCAAAAGUAAAGAAAAUCUUGAAAAGCCUAAACCUGAACCACCACUAUUGUCCAAAGAAGAUGUCGAGGCUGGCGCUAGAACUCACGGCCUGUUAGCAAUUCCAGAAAAUUCAUUCAUUGCAACUAAUAUUUCAAGAAUUCCAGAUGUCAAUAAUGUUGUUGUUCUGCCAGUGACCUAUUAUAACAAACUGACUAAAUCAGAAUCUUUGAAUGUUGAUAAGAUUUCUAAUGAUGAAUUACAAGCUCAAGCUAAAAAGAGAGGAUUCCAUAUUACAUAUGGUGAACCUGAAGCUCAUAAAGAUUCACAUAACUUGUUAUCUAGAAAGAGCACUUUGACAUCGUUGGCCACAUCCAAUUCUCGCAGAAAUCUGGCCGAAGCUGCUGCUUCUGCUGCUUACCAAGAAUAUGAAAAUCAACCAAGAUCGAAUUCCCAUUCAAGCUCUAGGGCACAUUCGAUCAAUAGAUCAGGUUCCACUAUUCACCAGCGUGAUGUGUCAAUCGAUGGAGGAAUUUCAUUGAUCACUAAUGCUUCGUUAUCUGAACCAUCAAUUAUACCAGCACUGACUCAAACUGUUAUUGGGGAAUACCUAUUCAAAUACUACCGUCGUUUAGGACCGCUAAGUUCUAUUUCAGAAAGCAGACAUGAGAGAUACUUUUGGAUUCAUCCAUAUACAUUAACAUUGUACUGGUCAUCGACAAAUCCUGUUUUGGGUAACCCUUCAACUCAUAAAACACGUGCAGCUGCUAUCAUUGGUGUUGAAAGUAUUGAAGAUAACAAUCCAUUACCUGCUGGUUUACACCAUAAGAGCAUUAUUGUUCACUCUCAAAGUCGUUCCAUCAAGAUCACAUGUCCAACAAGACAACGCCAUAAUAUCUGGUAUAACUCAUUACGUUAUUUAAUUCAAAGGUCUAUGGAUGGUAUCAACCUUGAAGAUGAUUUGGACCUAUUAAAAGACAAUAGUGCCAAAUAG